Molecule: messenger RNA, 2578 nt
Organism: Klebsormidium nitens
Lineage: Eukaryota; Viridiplantae; Streptophyta; Klebsormidiophyceae; Klebsormidiales; Klebsormidiaceae
Source: the annotation of a GenBank genome assembly
GGCUGGAGCACGCGAGAAAGAAGCCUGGCCGGCUCCAACGUACUAGUACUACCUACCCCACAUUACGAGCUACCUAUCAGGUAGGCCUAGCGUAUGCCAAUGGUUGCAGACGCUUCAAAUUCAUUGUGAAGCUUGAAGGCUCCACAUUUGCGGAAGCACUCUCUCGUGCAGCGCUCCUUGAUCCAGGAAGUACGCUUCUCUGCUGCCAUUGGCGUUGGCGACUGUUGGUGGAACCACCAAACUAAGCAGCAUAUCCCAGCCUUCAAUCACCCGCUCGCUGCCAAAGGACGUCAUGAUGGAGCCCGCAAAGGAGUCCGACUUUGCGCCAGCGGGGGCGGCCAAGGAGGCUGAGAUGAGCGAGAUGGGCGCCGGAAAGGGGCGCGCCUCUGCACGGGUGCACGACAAGAAUCUGGACUCGAUUCUGCACGAGGAGCUGGACGACCGUCUGCCAAUCACCAGCAACCGCACCGCCAAGUGGUACUACUCCGCAUUCCACAAUGUCACUGCCAUGGUCGGGGCAGGAGUUCUGGGGCUGCCCUACGCUUUCAAGUACCUUGAGUGGCCCGGCGGCACCAUCGUGCUAACGCUGUCCUUUAUAGUGACGCUCUACACGCUGUGGCAGCUCGUCUACUUGCACGAGUUCGUGCCCGGGCGCCGCUUCAACCGCUACCACGAGCUGGGCCAAUAUGCGUUCGGUCCCAAGCUCGGCCUGUGGCUCACGGUGCCCUGGCAGCUGUGUGUCAUGGUCGGGUUAGGCGUCACCUACUCGGUUACCGGUGGCCAGUCCCUGCAGCGCUUCUACGAACUGGUUUGCACCAGCCACCAGAUCAAGGGCGGGGUACAGGUUUGCAAACCCGAAUUGAGGGAGACUUGGUGGAUCCUCAUUUUCUCGGCGCCGCACCUGCUCGCCGCACAGCUUCCCAACUUCAACGCACUGUCAGCGAUCUCGUUCAUGGGCGCGGUCAUGUCCCUCAGCUAUUCCACGAUUGCGUUUGCCACGUCACUCAACGUCGGAAAGCAGCCCGGGGUUGAGUACAACCUCAAGGGCCACACCACUGCUGACGUCGUUUUCAACGUCUUCAACGCUCUGGGCACCGUUUGCUUCGCCUACGGGGGGCACAACGUGGUUCUGGAAAUCCAGUCGAGCAUGCCGUCUACCAAGGAGGGCGCUCCCCCUUCCAAGAUCCCCAUGAUGCGGGGCGUCUACUUCGCGUAUGCCGUCGUCGCAGCGUGCUACUUCCCGGUCGCAAUCACCGGGUACUGGGCCUUCGGAAACCUAGUCCAGGACAACAUUCUCAAGUCGGUCGGGAAGCCGAUCUGGGUGGUCGCUAUGGCGAAUCUUAUGGUGGUCGUCCACGUGUUCGCAUCGUAUCAGCUCUAUACCCACCCCGUCUUUGACAUGAUCGAGACCGUGAUGCUGCGCAAGGGGAUCAACAACACCGGCGUCAUGCGCAUCACUUACCGGACCUUCUACGUCCUCGGCACCACUUUCUUGGCGAUUACCUUCCCCUUCUUUGGCGACCUGAUGGGACUGCUGGGAGCGCUCGGGAAUGCGCCCAUGACCUUCUUCAUGCCCGCCAUCAUUUGGAUCGUCCUGAUCAAACCAAAGAUGGGCUCCUUCAGCUGGGCCUGGAACUGGUUUAUUAUCGUCACUUUCGUGGGCGUAAUGAUUGUCGCCUUCAUCGGGUCGCUGCGUAACAUUAUUGUGGACGCGAGCACCUACAAGUUCUACCAGUAGGGUGCGCGAGCGCACGAAUUUGACCGGUAGAGACGGUGGUCGCGUCUCUGAUUUGAGCUACCAGGUUUUACCAGACUCAGCAAAGCGCGCGCGCAGAAGCUUUGAAGCCCGCGAGUCUUUGUCUUGGUGUAUGGGACAGUAGUCUGUCAUUUAAUCCACUAAGAUAUGGCAAGUAUCGCAUAACGUCUAGAAGAGUAGGUCGGAAGUUACUGUAUUAAGGGCAAUGCUACUUCGCAUGGAUUUUCCAGUGAAUGCACUCACUCUAGGGUCUUCACGAUUUAAGUACCUUCUGAUUCAAAAUUUUUGAAAUGUUGGAGGUUGUUGGAGGUUGACCCUAGAAUAGAGCGGUCAGUGUCAAAUGUAAGGUAGUGCCAAGACGCAGUAGUCCGGUUGUAGUUUAUUCAGAUCUUUCGAAGCACAAUCCGCAAAUCGACGGGGCUUGUAAAGUAUGCGAACAAAGCAAGCAAGGCUGGGGUGUUGCAUUCAAGGUCAAUAGGAAGUCAGCAGUGCUGCAACGCGGAUCUAAAAGGUCAGUGGACAGUUGUACAGAUACUGCUGAAGUAUGGUAGGCAUCGUUAAGGUCAAGAUGGGCUUCCUUCGGGCUUGCAUUGCCUUCCGUCUCUAACUUGACUAGUAUUUUGUUAGUGCAACCACGUACGGUAACAAUGAUUAGUUGAUGGGUCGGAUGGACCGGAUUGCAACACUGAUAGGCCACGCAUGAGGAAUGAGUAUACUCAGUGGUGAAUAAACAUCGUCGAAUGACGGCCGAGUCACAAUCACGUUACAUGUGAGACCUUGCCCAGCAAAUGAUUGCUUCUAAAUACGUUGAUAUUGAACGCC